AUGGCCUGGGUGGGAAACCAGACUCUCAUCUCCCACUUCAUCCUCCUGGGCCUCUUCACCCGCUCACCGCUGCACCUCCUCCUCUUCUGCACCAUUGUGCUCAUGUUUCUGGUGGCGCUCUCUGGCAAUGGGCUCAUGCUCCUCCUCAUCAACACUGACCCCCGCCUGCACAGCCCCAUGUACUUCUUCCUCAGCUGGCUGUCACUCAUGGACCUCAUGCUGGUCUGCACCAUUGUGCCACGCAUGGCCACAGACUUCCUCCUGGGCCAUGGCUCCAUCUCCUUCACAGGUUGUGGGCUCCAGAUCUUCUUCUUCCUCACCCUGCUGGGGGACGAGUGCUUCCUGCUGGCCUUCAUGGCCUAUGACCGCUAUGUGGCCAUCAGCAACCCACUGAGGUACUCAGUGGUCAUGGACCGCUAUGUCUGCUGGCUCAUGGUGGCAGGGUCCUGGCUCUUUGGUCUGGUGGAUGGGCUGAUCCAGGCUGUCUUCACCCUGCGCUUCCCCUACUGUGGCUCCCAGGAGAUCGACCACUUCUUCUGCGAGGUCCCUGCCAUACUCAAGCUGGCCUGUGCUGACACUUCCCUCUAUGAGACCAUGAUCUACGUCUGCUGUGUCCUCAUGCUGCUCCUGCCCUUCUCUGUCAUCUCUGCCUCCUACCUACGGAUUCUGGUGGUUGUGCUCCGUAUGAGCUCAGCUGAAGGUCGACGGAAGGCCCUUGCUACCUGCUCCUCGCACAUGGCAGUGGUCUCCCUCUUCUAUGGUGCUGCCAUGAUCACCUACAUGCGGCCCCAGGCCUACCACUCCUCCAAGCAAGACAAGGUGGUCUCCGCCUUCUACACCACGAUCACCCCUAUGCUCAACCCUCUCAUCUACAGCCUGAGGAACAAGGAAGUGGCUGGGGCUCUCAAGAAACUCCUGGGAAGGUGUCCAUGUGCCCAGUGUCAGGGGUAG
Manis pentadactyla (Chinese pangolin) is the source of this 951-nucleotide messenger RNA. Its product is annotated as olfactory receptor 56-like. Gene Ontology annotation, biological process: G protein-coupled receptor signaling pathway. Bases 1 to 951 code for a protein of 316 amino acids. The transcript has a single exon. Gene Ontology annotation, cellular component: membrane. Lineage: Eukaryota; Metazoa; Chordata; Mammalia; Pholidota; Manidae. The record is from RefSeq and is a predicted model, not a curated record. Gene Ontology annotation, molecular function: G protein-coupled receptor activity; olfactory receptor activity.